Acanthaster planci (crown-of-thorns starfish) is the source of this 2527-nucleotide messenger RNA. Its product is annotated as acetylcholinesterase-like. Gene Ontology annotation, molecular function: acetylcholinesterase activity. NCBI's taxonomy places the organism in Eukaryota, Metazoa, Echinodermata, Asteroidea, Valvatida, Acanthasteridae. Gene Ontology annotation, cellular component: plasma membrane. The record is from RefSeq and is a predicted model, not a curated record. Gene Ontology annotation, biological process: acetylcholine catabolic process; choline metabolic process.
GGUUUUAUUUGCACAACCUAUUCGAUGUGCACGCACUCAGCAUGUAAGCUGUAGCACUGUGACAAGCCAGAUUAAAGUAGCAGCCAAUUACGCUGGCAGUAAAAUGGAAUACCUAAAGUUUGUCUGUGUUUUGUGUCUGGUUUUCCCUGUCGUGUUAGCGGACGGUGAGGACCCUCCAGUGGUUACCACGAGCCAGGGUCGCAUCGUCGGCACGAGGUUCGAGUUUAGCCCCAUUGACCCUGCGCUUCGCCGGAGCGUGGACGCCUACCUCGGCAUACCGUACGCUGAGGCUCCCAUCGGCCCGCUGCGCUUCAAACCUCCCGUCGCUAAGUCGUGGAGCGGGGAGCUUCAGGCUACCAAGCUGGGCAACCGCUGCCCUCAACCAAUCGUACCUCUGGGAAACUACACAAUGACUGGGCCAUUCGGCGAAGAUUGUCUCUGUGUUGAUGUAUUUGUGCCUCAACCUCUGCCUCCUGACGCAGCCGUUCUUGUCUUCAUUCAUGGCGGUGGCUACAUCAUAGGAGCUGGUAUUACGGAAGAUAUGUACCCGACCCCCGUAGCUGCCGUUGGUGACGUCAUUGUUGUGGCACUCAACUAUCGCCUUGGCUCGUUUGGAUUUCUUUCGACAAAUGAUGACGUCAUUCCGGGUAACAUGGGUCUUUUGGACCAGCGUCUGGCAUUGGAAUGGGUGAGAGACAACAUCAAAGCUUUUGGAGGAGAUCCUACACGAGUGGCCAUCUUUGGUGAGAGUGCCGGGGCAGGAAGCAUAGGUCUGCAUAUGGUGUCACCGGGAAGUGGAGGACUCUACCAAGGCGCCAUCUUGGAGAGUGGUGAUGCAUCUGCUCCUUGGGCAACUCUUCCGGGAGAUACGGCGCGUCGCCAUGCUUUUGCUCUGGGGAAGCUCGUCGGAUGUGAACGACAGACGUCGGAAGAGUUGCUGGAAUGUUUGCAGCAGGUGGAGGGAUUCGACAAGAUCAUAGAAAACCAGUACGAGAAGUUACUUCAGGAAUUUGGUCAAAAGAGUUUGAUGCCCUUUGCACCUGUUAUUGAUGGCGAGGUCAUUCCUGCUGACCCCAAUGACCUCUAUGAGCAGGGCGCCAUCAACGACGCAGUUUCCAUCAUUGGGGCUCUCGCUGAUGAAGGGAUGCUCAUGGUAGGACCUGCCUUCCCCAACAACACCGAAGAGGCGCCGUUUGUUGAUAGUGACACCUACGAUGCCUAUGCCAAAUUUCACCUGAGUUGGAUGGUGACCCCAGAGUCAGUUGUUGCAGACACGGUCAAAAUGAUGUACGCUGACCCUUCUUGCGCUGGCACGCCGGACUGCAACUACCUCCAGAGCCUGUCGCAGGCUAUCGGCGACGCCAUGUUCGUGUGCUCUGGGGUGAAAACGGCCAAGGCCUUCACCAAGGCGGGCCGCAAGGUAUACCACUAUCACAUGAGUCAUAUUGCAACGACAACCUUUCUGGGCAAUAAGUGGACCAAGGCGACUCACGGCGACGAUCUCCUUUUCGUCUUUGGUCUGCCUCUCGUCCCUUCUGCAAACUGGUCGUUUACCGAAGAUGAAGCCCGGAUGUCGAUCCAGACCAUCAAAUACUGGGCCAAUUUAGCUAAAACCGGCAAUCCUAAUCUGUCCUCUUUGAAUGCCGAGCAAGGGAAGGAGGAAAACCUGCCGGAAUGGCCGUUGUUUACCCUCGAGGAACUCGUCUACAAAGACCUGUCACCAUCUAUGGGGAAUGGGCGUGGCAUCAAGGCCAAGGAGUGCCUCAUGUGGAACGAAUUCAUACCAAAACUCGUUCAGACUGCUGAGGAAGCCAAAAAGUGCCGAGAGACCGAAGAGGCGAAAGAGAACAAAGAUGGCGUCGAUGAGGAAGGAACGUGCACGAAGGAGACCUGCCCUGAAGAAUAGAGGAAUGAUUCAUUUGCCCAGCUGGGGUUUGGGACCAAAGAUAUCUAAAGCCAAGAACAGUUUAAACUCAUUAACAUCUUCACAUGGGCAGGCUUAGUCACAUUUCAUGUCGCGUUUUUCUUAGGCUAGUUGUUUUUUCUGUGAUUGUGUUUUUUUUUACUUUUGCAUGUUCACUGAGCUUAGUGCAAGAUGCUUUUCAUCAGAUGGGAAUGCUUGACAAGAGGUUAAGACAGUCACGCACGUGAAUGAGAGAGUCGUAAUAAGGGGUUAGAUUAGUUGAGAAAGAAUGACACACAGUUUAGUUGGCAUUAAUGUUGAAUGCAUUUUGUCAGUUUCUGUACCAUUAUGAUACUUAAACAUCGAUGAUAAUUUGGAAUCUUUGAAAUUUAUUUAAUCCAAUACUAUAAUUUUAUUAAAUUUAAAUGCUAAAUGAAAUCUAAAAUCAAGCCUGGAAAAGAGAAAGAAGUGUCGAGGUAGCGAAAGUUGCAUAGGAGCGUCUGUUUCAAGACUGCUCAUAUACUGCAACGAUUUUUAUUUUGGCUAGGACGCUCAGCUAUUGUCGCGAGACAUGACAGUGUGAUUUACAAAGAACCUCGUUAUGAUGUUGUAUGAAAAUAUUUC